AUGGAUCCGGUUAUGUCGAAAGAAGCUCAGACUACGGAAGGCGAUAACUCUAAGGUUUACCCCGAAGGAGGCCUCAAUGCCAACCUGGUCGUCCUCGGCAGUUUCAGCGCUAUCACCGGUGGCCUGGGCCUGAUGAACAGCAUCGGCAUUUAUCAAGCAUGGAUAUCAACGCACCAGCUCGCCUCCCUCAGUGAGGGCCAAAUAGGCUGGAUCUUCGGACUGUACAACUUCAUGGUAUUCUUCUGCGGCAUCCAAAUUGGACCCGUGUUCGACGCCAAAGGACCCCGUUUACUGAUGUGGACAGGAUCCGCGCUCCUCAUUCUCACCUUCAUCCUGGUGGGUUUCUGCAGCAAAUACUGGCACUUCAUCGUGGUGAUGGGUAUCCUCGGAGGCAUGGGGACCUCGUUCAUCUUCAUCGUCCCCGUUGCGAGUAUCGGCCACUUCUUCUUCCGCCGGAGAGGAGCUGCCACGGGUUUGGCGAUGUGUGGCGGUAGCGUUGGCGGCGUCAUUUUCCCUCUGGUUCUGGAAAACCUAUCACCCCGUCUCGGAUUCGCCUGGGCCACUCGCGUCGUGGGCCUCAUUACUUUGGUGUUGCUGAUACCCGGCUGCAUUCUGGUGAAAGGUCGGUUACCACCCAAACCGGUCACGUCGGCCAAGGUCCUUCUCCCAGAUUUGAGCAUCCUCAAGGAUCCCUUGCUUGCGUUGACCACGGCUGGUGUGUUUUUCAUCGAAUGGGGGUUCUUCGUUCCGCUCGAGUACAUCGCCUCUUAUUCCCUCGCCAACGGCAUCUCGCAUAAACUCGCCUACUUGAUGGUCGUGUUUCUCAACGCCGGCUCGUUCCCAGGUCGUUGGCUUCCCGGGAUUGUGGCCGAUAAGAUCGGUCGCUUCAACACGUUGAUCAUCACCAAUAUUCUCUGUCUCGUUGCCAUCCUGGGCAUCUGGAUGCCCGCGAACGGAAAUAUCGUCGCCGUCGUCAUCUUUUCCGUCGUGUUUGGCUUUGCCAGCGGAAGUAACCUCAGCCUGGUGCCGGUUUGUGUGGGCGAAUUGUGUCCGACCGAGCAGUAUGGGCGGUUUUAUACUACCGUGUAUACGAUAGUGAGUCUGGGAGCUUUGACAGGUGUCCCAAUUGCAGGAGAGAUUAUCAGCAAAAGCAAGGGCGAAUACUGGGGGUUGAUUGCUUUUGCAGGAGGGACUUAUGCAGCUGGAUUGUUACCCUCCGCAAAACGACGCAGGAGAAUUUAUGAUCGCGACGAAAUCGACAACUCGGAACAAGAUGACCAAAAUCCGCUGGGAAUGGGGACAGCAGGAUGUCAACUGCAAGGGGUGAAGACGCGAGGUGGUAUUCUGAAAGGCUUGAAAAUGGACGAAGAGAAGCAGAGCAGCCUGACCACCGAAACCUCAAACACUGACGAUGAAAAAACCGUUGUGAACUGGAAAGGAGACGCUGAUCCGGCUCAUCCCCAUAACUGGUCAAAGUCUCGCAAAUGGUUCAUCAUCGGACUCACGUCACUGACAUGCUUCAAUGGCGCGAUUGUGUCCACCAUAUUUGCCCCCGGAGUUCCCGACGUCCUUGAAGAAUUUCACAUUUCCAGCAGCUCCAUAGAGUCCUUCAUGGUGACGGUCUACCUCAUUGGCUCAGUAAUAGGACCAUUGAUAUUGCCUCCUAUUAGUGAAUGUUAUGGGCGUUUGCUUAUCACCCAUGUUUCCAAUGUCGGGUUUUUGUUCUCAUCUAUCCUAUGUGCUGCGGCAGUCAACAUGCCGAUGCUUAUCGUUGCGCGGUUCCUGAUGGGAAUUGCCGCGUCAGUGCCCAGUACUGUCGGAGGUGGCAUCAUUGCCGAUUUGAUGGUCAUCGAGGAGCGUGGAACAGCUUUGAGUGCUUGGACGGUUGGAAACUCACUGAGCCAGGUUUUAGGGCCUAUAUUUGGAGGGUACAUAGUUUACGGUGCCGGUUGGCGAUGGACAGUAUGGGUGGUUGUCAUAAUCGGAGGACUAGUCAUGAUCCUGGCUUUUCUAUUCCAGAAAGAAUCACAUGCACCAACCCUUCUCCGACAAGAAGCAGCAAGGCUUGAAAAAGUCACUGGUGUUCCACAUCAAGCAAUCACAGAUGAUGGCCAACCUACAAGCGUGAAGAUCAAACGCGCUAUCACAAGGCCACUUCGAAUGAUGGUCCAGGCACCGAUCGUGACCAUUGCCUCAUGCUAUAAUUCCGUAUCCUACACUUACAUGUACAUCUGCAUCACAAGUUUCACGCGGGUAUUCGAGUCCACAUACGGGUUCGAUGCUAGCAACGCCGGACUAGCAUACGUCGGGCUCGGAGUUGGAUCUUGUCUCGCCCAGUUGACGAUUGCAUCCCUUUCGGACCGUUACAUCCAACUCCGCAAGACUCUCAACAAGUCCGUCAAGCCCGAGCACCGUCUCUUCACUCUCGUGGCGGGCGUGAUCGUUCUUCCGAUCGGGCUGUUCUGGUACGGCUGGACGGCCCAUUACAAAGUGCACUGGAUCGCUCCCAUAGUCGGAACCAGCUUCGUCGGUUUUGGAAUCAUGUGCGUUCAGCUUGGUGUGCAGCUUUAUCUGGUCGAUGGGUUUAGUUACUAUGCGGCCAGUGCUGUGGCUGCUAACCUGGCCAUCAAAAGCACCUUUGGCACAGUUAUACCGUUGGCUGGAGCGCCGCUGUAUGAUACUCUGGGUCUAGGCUGGGGAAACAGUCUUCUAGGGUUCAUCGCAGUUGGGUUGAUCCCGGCUUCGUUGUUGCUUAUGCGAUACGGCGAUGGAAUUCGAGUGCGCGGCAAGCAUGAAAUUGACCUCGGCGUCGAGAGUCUCAGUCCGGCUGAGAUCGUGCGCGCACUGAACCAAGCGAGUGGGAAGGGAAUCGGUCUGCAUUUUUAUUCCCAGGGCGAAGCAGAGCGGAUUGCCGCUAGGAACACGAGACUUUGGGCGGAGUUGUGGGCCAAUGAAGUCGGGUAUCAGGGCAAUUUUGAGGAACUGGACAAGUAUAAGAUUCAAAUGACUAGCUUUUCUCAAUAUCUGCAGAACCAGGGCGAUGUCAUCUUGCGGACCUUUAGUUAG
Aspergillus affinis is the source of this 3066-nucleotide messenger RNA. RefSeq names its product MFS general substrate transporter. The transcript has 10 exons. Gene Ontology annotation, molecular function: transmembrane transporter activity. Lineage: Eukaryota; Fungi; Ascomycota; Eurotiomycetes; Eurotiales; Aspergillaceae. Gene Ontology annotation, biological process: transmembrane transport. The coding region runs from base 1 to 3066 and encodes 1021 amino acids. The record is from RefSeq and is a predicted model, not a curated record.